Molecule: messenger RNA, 650 nt
Organism: Brassica napus (rape)
Lineage: Eukaryota; Viridiplantae; Streptophyta; Magnoliopsida; Brassicales; Brassicaceae
Product: 50S ribosomal protein L7/L12
Exons: 1
Coding region: 1-507 (168 amino acids)
Biological process (GO): translation
Cellular component (GO): ribosome
Molecular function (GO): structural constituent of ribosome
Source: RefSeq, a predicted model, not a curated record
AUGCGAUCUCCGAUCUCCGGACUCUUCUCGAGAUCCCUUAGCUUCCUCCACCGCACUUCCCCCCUAACCUCCGCCGCUCGCCACCUAUGCGCCGUCACUUCCCCCGAAGCUAGAACGAAGAACCUCGAGCGAAUCGCCGACGACUUGCUCAACCUCAACAGAAUCGAGCUCUACGACUACUCAAUCCUCUUCAGCCACAAACUCGGCCUCAACCGCUACGGAUCCGCCGUGUCCUCCCCCGCCGGAGACCUCCCCGACGCGUCCGCCUCCGCCGAGACCAAAACCGCUGAGAAAACGGCUUUCGAUGUGAAGCUUGAGAAGUUCGAUUCCACUUCGAAGAUCAAAGUCAUCAAGGAGAUAAGAGCGUUUACGGAGCUGGGGUUGAAAGAAGCGAAAGAUCUCGUUGAGAAAGCUCCGGUUGUGGUGAAGACAGGUGUCACUAAGGAAGAAGGUGAGAAGAUCAUGGAGAAGCUCAAAGCCGUUGGUGCCACUGUUGCUUUUGAAUAAUAGAAAUAAAAGUUUGAUUGCAAAAUGUUUUUUAAUUUUUACAAUAAUGAUUGCUGUUUGUGUUAUAUUGAGAUGCCACUCUUAUCAGGUAGUAGCUUCUUCAUGUAGUACUUUGAUUUUCUAGAGAGGUUGAUUCUUUGCCU